Sodiomyces alkalinus F11 is the source of this 2709-nucleotide messenger RNA. RefSeq lists its product as hypothetical. Gene Ontology annotation, molecular function: RNA binding. NCBI's taxonomy places the organism in Eukaryota, Fungi, Ascomycota, Sordariomycetes, Glomerellales, Plectosphaerellaceae. Bases 1 to 2709 code for a protein of 902 amino acids. The record is from RefSeq and is a predicted model, not a curated record. The transcript has 3 exons.
AUGCCCGCAGCCAGCUCCACCCCCCCAAUUCAGGCCACCGCCGACCUUUCGCCCUUAGCUCCGUCCCCUCUGCAUUCCGUUGCCACCGCUGUUCUCCCAGCCCUCCAGGACACCGCCGACUUUCUCGAUGCCAUGACGGAGAUGCCCGCAGAACACGAACUUCAGAGCACUGGUCCCGGCGCUGGUGCACCGAGCCAGGACCCACCUGCUGAGUACGACCCAUCCGUUGGUUUAGUCGUUAUGGGGAGCACAGCAGACGACGGUGGCGGUGCUGGUGCCGACAACGAAAGCAACAUCGAUAUUGACAGCCUGGACGAUGCUUAUGAAGAGAAAAAAGAACCCGGUCAAGCCGUCGAGGUUCAGCCGGAGGAGCCCGAUGCUGGCGAAGAUGAAUACCUCAAGUCCUUCGACUCGCCCGCUCAAGAUAUACAGGACGAUAGUUCAACGAAGGAUGAUGUAUCCCAUGCGCGAGAGUCCAUUCCACGUCAACUGUCGCCUGAGGCGUCCCAAAGCGCUCAAGCGGUCCCUAAACCUGUUAUUGAAUCCACUCCGGCCCAGCCCAGUGUCACGACCCAGUCGCCCGGUGACGGUCACCCCGUCGCCAACCCGCAAGUCGCCGGUCAGUCAGGUGUUGAGUUCAACCAGACGCAGCGUGGAGACCAGGUUCCUCCCGUAACUAAUGGCCAGUCGAGUUCCGGUGAUGCGCAUGCCGAUGACAUUUCUCGUCUCGUGGCCGAGAUGACGGGCCAGACCACAAGUCCCAACAGCCAUUCGGAACCCGGACCCUCUUCCCAGAACCAGGAGUCGUCCACCCAUGUCCCGCAGAUGCCCGCAACUUCCGCGUCCUCUUUACCCCCGAGACCUCCCAUGCCCCAAGAGGCAGCCUUUAGUUCUGCUCAUGCUUUUGCUCCUCGCCCUGCUCCUGUUUCCUCACACUCCGAAGAGUCCCGCGCGUUCCAGCUUCCCACUGUUGCGUCCAUCCCUGCUUCUACUUCCCCCACGUCUAGCGUGCAUCCCCCGUCCGUUGCCUCGUUGACUCCCAGCCAACCCUCCACGUAUGUGGCCGCCGGGGCGCCUGGUACCUAUACCAAGGCUGAGGACCUCCCGCCUCCUCCUCUUGCUCCUAUCAACUCUUCGACAGGGCCUUCUUACUCCGACCUUACUGGCGUCUCAGCCAGUCGGCCUGAUGAUGAUGAUGCCGCUAACCGUGAGAGGCUCUGGAGUCUCUUCAACGAAGACGAACGGCGUUAUAUGAGCGAAGGAAGAUGGGAUAGGUUUCCGGAAGGUUCCCGGAUCUUUAUCGGAAACCUCUCCAGCGAACGUGUUUCAAAGCGGGACGUUUUUGAUAUCUUCUACCGAUUUGGUCGGCUUGCCCAGAUUUCUCUCAAAUCUGCCUAUGGCUUUGUUCAAUACCACAACGCCGAGGACGCCCAAGCUGUCAUGCAAAACCUACAAGGCAUCGAGAUAAAAGGCCGUAAAAUUCAUUUGGAGAUUUCGCGAACGCAGAAGAAAAAAGGCGACGAUGGCAGGCGUGACGCUGGGCAGAGAUCUGGCGAUCGCUCUGACGCAAGCCAACCUCGUCGGCAGCGCGAUGACCAUCGUCAUCAGGGGCGUGGGGCUUCGCCUCGUCGCAACAGAGGUGAUAAGUACGGACGCGAACGGGACUACUACGAGCCCUCGCACAACCAGCACCGAGGCCGCUCGCGAUCGCCGCCAGCUUACGGACGGCAGCAAGACGCGUAUCGGCAGCGCAGCCCGAGUCCCGCGCACGGCUUUGACGACCGACUCGAGAUCCCUCGCAGAUACGGCGACCAAGUGCCCGACGUCCAAUUCCUGCUCCUCCAAGAGGUUGGACGCGACUUCGUCGACUGGGUGCAACGUGCGUUUCUGGAUAGAGGCCUGAAAGUGGACGUGAUGUUUCUGAACCCAGGUUUUCCUCGAGCGGCGGUGCUCCAAAGACAGGUCGCGGAGGGAGUCCAUGGCAUCGUGGAGCUUGACAUCCGCGCCCACAGUUACGGAAAGAUCCCCCUUCAAGUGUUCGACCGAUCUUCCGGCCUGAGCGCUCGGUUUGACGAAUACCAGGAUCUCGAUCCGCCUAUCGCCGCCGAGCUCGUCCUGCGCGCAAAGACUCAAGCUCGCCAGGCACAGACUUACAAUAAUAGCCACUAUCCUCCGCAGCCAGCGUACGCGGCCGGCGGCUAUCCGUAUCAGCAGCCCCCGCAACCACAGUACGGACAACAUCCACCCCCGCAGGCCUCACCACACGUGGCGUCGUUCCCCACGGUCCAGAGAUCGCAGGGCCCACAGGCACCACCCGUUAUCCCGCCCAGCCAAAACCCUGUCGAUCUUGUGGGUCUUCUAGGCCAGUACGAUAACGCCGGAUUACAGCAGCUACUGGGGUCUACUAUGCAACAUCAACAACAAAACGGUGUCGCAAGCCAACCAGCACGUGGAAUCGGCGCAGCUCCGCAAGCGGGCUCACAACUGGACAUUCAGGCGCUUUUAGCCAGCCUCAAUGGUAGCUCGGCGGCGAUGGCACAGCCUGCUCAUUACGGAGGACAGGCAUAUCCUUCUCCCGCUUCUAGACCGCCCGUCAGCAGCGGCCACCCAGGCCAUCAUCUCCAUGAGAUGAACGGAGGUUCAUCGCCAGACUCGGCCUCGCAGGUCCAUACAAUCAUGGCACAACUGGCUAAGUUCCGGCAGCCAUGA